Linum trigynum is the source of this 2284-nucleotide messenger RNA. The record is from the annotation of a GenBank genome assembly. NCBI's taxonomy places the organism in Eukaryota, Viridiplantae, Streptophyta, Magnoliopsida, Malpighiales, Linaceae.
AAGACAUUUCCUGUCUUUGGGCCGAAUUAGUGGGCCUGAAUAGCAGCGCUUCGUUUAUCGGGCCCACAAAAAAGUCCAUUGGACUUAGUAAUAGAGCAUAUCAGUUUUGUUCCCACCGACGGAGAAAGAGCCACCGAAACCGGCAGAGCCAUGGGGAACUCGCAAGACAAGGAACAGAAGAAGGAAGAAUCCUCACCGCCGCCUCCGCCGCUUCACCGGGAUGACGCCGACGAGGAAGACGAGACCGUGAAGCAGCUCGGAGACUGCUCCUCCGUCUACCUCUCCCUGCAGGAAUGUCUAGUGAAUACAGACAGGAACUGGAAAGCUUGCCAAAAGGAGGUCCAAGCUUUGAAGGCCUGCAGUGAGAAGAGGAAAGAGCAGAACCAAGGGAAAUGAAGUUCUUCACCUUGCUGCAUUUUAUUGGAAAACCAAGUUUCUCUAUGUUUUGCUAAUUGCCAUCACGAAUACUAUUGCUCAAAUCAAAUCCCCAUUUUCGGGUUUUAGUCUUGUAAUUCUGUGAUGGUUAGAAUUGAGACAAAAACAUGUCAAGAAUGAGGCAAAGAUAUGACGAGAUCAUGCUCACGUCGAGCUCGAUCGAGCGAUUCAUGUAAACUUACCACCUCUGCAUAAUACUGAAACAAGGGGGGUCUGUUCCAUUCAUUCAUAAUAAGAACACAAGUCAUGUUUCAGACACGGAGCUUACAGUAGCGUACUUCCCAGUGUUAGCCACUGCCCACUGGGAAGGAGAUUUUCUCCCCCAAGAUGGGAUUGCAAAUGUGGGCAUAAUCCCAGUCUUCUUCAUUCUUUUGGGAGAGACAGAUUAACCAUGGCAAGAUCCUACCACCGAGAACUCAAACGUCUGGUAAGUUUACACCACGAUAGAAUAGACCUCCAUUCUCUCUAGUCUCUACCCACCUCGAAGCCAAUAACGUCACGAGCAGCUUGUUCCUGAACCGUUGCUAACUGGAGUCUAAUUGUUAGGUCGCUAACUAUAGAGACUCCGCAUCAAGAUGCCAACGGUUGGGGAUCUUGAAAGCUGGAGUUUGAUCAACCUGGGAUCGGAGAUUAACUGAAGCCAUCUUUUGCAGACGCAUCUGCAGAAGGAGAUGUUUUGCAGACGCAUCUGCAGGACACAAAACAAAUGAAGAAGGCCAUUUACUAGCUUCCGCCAUAAGACAUUAACGGGUCGUUUUGGUGAUGGAUUUCGUCAGGGAAAUCUAUCCAUCAUGGACUUUAACGGAAAUCCAUUGUUUGCCUUAUGGAAUUAGGGAGAUGGAAUCUGUGGGUCUCGCCUCUUUUGGGGUUCCAAAUCCGUUGAGCCCACGGACUUGGAAGUUUCACCUCUUGAGGUGGGAUUUGGGUGAUGGAUUAAAAUCAUGGUAAAGGAAACCGUACCGGACAUCAUACCGGAUUCCUUUCUGGUUUGGUAUUUUGUGGUACGACCGUGGUUCAACCGUUUUGUACUGGUAAAUAUCGUUUUUCACUAUUGAUAGAGAAAUGAAAUGCGAUAGUAUAAAAAAUAUAAUCCAUCAAAAAAAGAACCAAAUAGAGCACCCAUUUUCAACAUAGAAAAAUAGCAAAAUAAUAUUCUUUUUAAUUAUUUUCCACAUAUUGGACGAGAAUACGGAGAAAUGAAGCUGAAUCAUAGACCAGAAAACCGGAUCAUACCGGCCGGUUCAACCGGUUCAACCGGUCAAACCGAAAAAACCGGCCGGCACGGUAAAAUCAGCACAAUCAGCCCACCGUACCGCUUUUGGUCCAAUUUCCGGUUGAACCGGCCGGUACGAUCCGGUUUCCUGGUCUAUGAUUAAAAUGCAUGAUGGUAAGUUACCUUUCUAUCCUUACUUAUUACUUUAAUUACAAAGUUGUCCUACUUUAAUUCAAUGGUCAUGCAACUAUAAACUUUUAUAAUAUCGUAUUUUAUAUAUAUGAGAAUUUAUCAUUUCGUUUUGUAAUAUCGGAGUUUAUUUAAAUAUGAAUGUAUAGGUGAUUUGUUAGAUUCAACUAUAAACAUUUUAUGCUCAUCUUGUGCAUUAUUAUUUGAUUGAUUGUCGGAUUCCAAAUUCGGGGAGUUAGCAAGAAGACGAUGAGUUGUAGCAAUAAAGCGAGCAAUUGGUUGUAAUUGAUACAUAAUAUUGCGUACAUUAUUAGAUGAGCUGUUAAUUAGUGCCAAAUUGUAAUACAUUUCUAUAUUUAUAGUUGAAUUAUUAGUCCACAUAGUGGUAAAGCGUUCAAAAUUUCAUUGUAUGCAUUGGAUUUUUUUUAAUGAAUUUUUUGGAUUAUA